AUGUCAACUCGAAAAAGAACAAGUCUUUCUGCUGCCCAAAAACGUGAACUUUGUGAGGCGAAAAAAAAUAAUCCAAGUUUAAGCAAUGUAGAACUUGCCAGACAAUACAAUAUUGGGAAAGCAACAGUGACUGAUAUCUUAAGUGAGAAAGAACGUUGGCUUGCUAUUACAAUUGAACAAGAUAAUUUGAAAAAAUUUCGUGGACCUAA
Messenger RNA from Entrophospora candida, 209 nucleotides. NCBI's taxonomy places the organism in Eukaryota, Fungi, Glomeromycota, Glomeromycetes, Entrophosporales, Entrophosporaceae. The record is from the annotation of a GenBank genome assembly.